AUGAAUAAGGUGUUAUCAGAGGAAUUCUGCGGAGGUGCUAUCAAGUGGGAAAAACCUCAGUCAGGUUGGACAAAAAUCAAUGUUGAUGCAGCUUGCUUCAACGACUUUCCUUUCACAGGUGGUGCUGCUGUCGAGCGAGAUGAUCAAGGACAUUGGGUUGCUGCUAUGACGAACACAAAGGCUGAAAAGUUGGCUCCAGUUGUCGCUGAAGCGUGGGCUUUAAAAGAGGCAUUAUCAUGGAUCAAGACCAGAUCUUCAUCCCUUAUCAGCCCUGUUAUGUUUGCUGUGAUUGUAUGGAUUUACUUAAGUGUUAAGGUAAGUUUUGUUUAUCGCUCUGCGAAUAUGGUUGCUCAUGCCUUAGCUAGAGAAACUUAUUCUAUGUCAGGUCGACGUAGUUGGUUUGAUAGUGUUCCGGAGUUCUUGCGGAGCGUCUUUAUUUCAGAUUCUUAUUAA
Mercurialis annua (annual mercury) is the source of this 453-nucleotide messenger RNA. RefSeq lists its product as uncharacterized. The coding region runs from base 1 to 453 and encodes 150 amino acids. Lineage: Eukaryota; Viridiplantae; Streptophyta; Magnoliopsida; Malpighiales; Euphorbiaceae. The transcript is spliced from 2 exons. The record is from RefSeq and is a predicted model, not a curated record.